Ictalurus punctatus (channel catfish) is the source of this 7629-nucleotide messenger RNA. It is a transcript of the gene pkd1l2a, whose product is annotated as polycystic kidney disease 1 like 2a. The record is from RefSeq and is a predicted model, not a curated record. Gene Ontology annotation, molecular function: calcium ion binding; calcium channel activity; protein binding. Gene Ontology annotation, cellular component: membrane. Lineage: Eukaryota; Metazoa; Chordata; Actinopteri; Siluriformes; Ictaluridae. The transcript has 42 exons. Bases 33 to 7547 code for a protein of 2504 amino acids. Gene Ontology annotation, biological process: detection of mechanical stimulus.
UGUUUGUGUAUCAUGCAGGAGAAGAGGGGAAGAUGAAUACACAUUUUCUCUCCACUCUCCUCCUUUUGGUCGUUCUCAAUGUCAAUUCAAUCUAUAGUGAAGAAGAUACAGAAACUCUGCUCUGUCUUGAGCACCAAAAAACUUUUGAAGGCUCCUGCUAUGAGUUUGUGACCCUGCAGCGUAGCUUCCUCGAAGCUCAAAGUUGGUGUGAGCGUGGUGGUGGACACCUGGCCUUCAUCCAGAAUGAUGAGAUGCAGCAGUUUCUCCAGAGACAUUUGCAAUUGGAGCAGGACUGGUGGCUAGGACUGGCGCCUGCCUCCUUCAACCUCAGCAUGGGCUCGGCUGCCACAGAGGAAGAUGGUUCCUUGUCCUGGCUUGAUGGAUCUGACGUCAGUUACUCGAACUGGCUCCGUGAACCUGAGAUUGGAGAAGCUUGUGGUUACAUCUUGAAGGAAUCCGGAUUUCAGUGGGCGUCGACCAAAAACUGUAGCCAAGAGUUCCACUUUAUCUGCGAGUUUGAGUCGGGACAUGGUCUAGCCUGUAUGGACCACAACGCCACGCUACAGUGUGGCUCUGGUCAGGUUAUAGAGAUUGAUGACAGCUUCUACGGCAGGAAGACUCUACACUACUGCAGGGCCGGACGCUCUGUUCCUCAUACAUCCUUACAGGAAGAGUGCAGCUGGGUCGACGUGGUGGAUACAGUGUCAGGGCACUGCCAUGGGUUGCAGGUAUGCCAAGCUGUUGCAGAUGUAGCAUUGUUUGGAGAACCGUGUCCAGGACUAGGAAGCUAUUUAUCAGUGGAUUAUCACUGCAAAGAUGGACUUCAUUUGCUGAUUAGUAAGCAAGCUGCUGUCUCUGAUAACGUCACCUUGACUAUAAAGUGGUUGCUCCAUCCUUUCCAAGGAAAUCUCACAUGCACUUUGAAUGCUGGUGAUGGGCACACCAUCGACCCCUACAUGCCUGAGAAGUUACAGAGUUAUGUAGUGCACAGAUACCGACAUGCUGGAGUCUAUACUGUUACAGUAGAGUGUAGCACCAGUGAGUGGCACGUGACAGCUCAGAAAACCAUCACCAUCCAAGAACCUGUUGGGGAAUUUAACACAAUUGUGUGCCACAGCUCAAACCAGACAACGGACAGGGAAAACUGCAAAGGUCUUAACCACCAUGCGCUGGGAAUCCAAGUGCAGCUCAGUGCUGGUACUAACGUCACAUACAAAAUCCAGCAUGGGAUCACUGAGCUUGUCCGCUCUUCUGAAGUCAGAGGGAUCAUUCCUCACAACAUCACUAUCCCUCAAGAAGCUUUACAGCUUUUGGGCUUGGGAUGCCAUCAACUUACUCUCCUGGCCUCCAAUGGAGUGACCGCUCCAGAUGUGUCUGCUACUCUGGAACUUUGCUUGGUGGAGCCAGUGGCUGGUCUUCAAGCCUCUGUGGCACCAGAACAGGAUCUGUGCUCAGACUCAGCUCUAUAUGUUAAUGUCUCUCUGGACCAUGGUACUCCAGUUGAGGUGCUCUUUCUGGUCUCUGGGGAUAACAGCAGCUUCUCUGAGACCCAUCACAUGCGAAAUGGGAGUUUACAGAUGUUCAGGGUCUCCAGCAAAAUAGAAGGUUCUGUUGAUAUUGUUGUAAUAUUGUUUUUUUGUUCUGUUUUAUUUUUUUAUACCAGGAAAUCAAUUCUUUCUUCUUUUUUUACAGGGUCAAUGCAGGUAAAGGUCAGGGCGUGGAACUUGUUUUCAUCAGUGGAAGUUGAUGCCGGAGAAACACUACUGGAUUGCCAGGUGGACAACUCAACAGAAGAUCACAUGGGAGGGCUAACUGGCAAUAACCUGAUGAUCACUGCAAACCCUGAGAACCCAGUCAUAGGCAUGAGUAGCAUAAUGUUGGGUGUUAGUGGCCUAAAUGGAAAUGCUGAACUUUACACAUUUGCCUGGAACUGCAGUGGAACUUGUCCCUGUAAUGUCAGUACUCAGACUAAAACCCAUCAGAUAAGUGCUAGUUGUCUCCCUCCACCCUACAGUUUUUCAGUCUACUCUGUGACCGCUACAAAGGCAGCGGGACAGCUAGAGGAACGGACAGCAAGCAAAUGCAUCUCUGUGUCUCCAGGGAAUGAUUUUAAUCCAGUGAUUACAUGUUCCAACUGUGACCCAGUGAAUGUCAACGCAAAUGUUAAGUUGCAGUUGCAGUGUGAAGGCUGUCAGCAAAUUGUUUGGUACUUUGAGGACACAAACCCUGUACCUGAUGUUUUGAGUUCCUGCUUUAAUGAAAAAGCACAGAAGGCACUGAUCAAACAGAAGGAAGGUGUCAGCUCUUUUGUAAUCGAGAGUGCAACCCUAGUCAAUGCAGAUCAGAAUAUAAAUGUUGUUGCUUAUGGUGUAAGAGAUGGUUUAUCUGGAGCGACUGAAUUCACCAUCCCAAUAUUCGGUGCCUCGUCUACUUUGUUUCCAUCAUUACUACCUGACAGUCAAGCCACAAAUGGGCAGCUUGCAUCCCAACCCCAAACUGAGGUUUUCUCUCCACCGUCCUGUAACAUUAACCCCACUGUUGGAGACAUUCUCUCUCCCUUCAACAUCACAUGCACUGUGGCUCCUUCAUUCUGCAAAGCUGGACCCUGUAUGUACUGCUUCAGAACAUCCACUGGUGUCUACUUGUACUGUGGCCAUAACCAGAUGGUGGAGUCAUUCUUUCUCCCUGUGGGGAGCGAUGGUAACUACAGCCUGGUUGUAGCGAUCACUGUUGAGAAUGUGGAAGGGGAGAAGAUUAACACAACCUUAUCUGUCCAGGUAAAUGAUGCUAGCAUUGGGAACACAGUGGAGGUUCUGCAGAGCUUUGUGUCCAAGCAGAUGGACCAGUUGUUGCAGCUUGGGAAGUUGACAGGGGCAACAUUAGCCCAGAUGUUCCAGCCGGUGUCUAAUAAGCUGAAUGGGGACACAACCGAGGGCCAAGAACAAGAUGCAAAGAUGAAGCUACGAGAGCAGAUGCUGUUAGACCUGGGCAGAGCUGUGAACACUGCCCCCCUCAGGAACCCUUCAGAAGUGCAAAAGACAGCUGAUGCUGUUGUGGGCCUCACUACACAGAGUGAAGAGCUAACGUCUACAUCUCAGCUAGAGGCCAGCUCACUUUUGUCAAACCUCAGUAUGUCCCUGGUGUCUUUCACACUCUCUGAGGGGGGUGACAAAGAAGUAAUAUGGCAGGCAGUCACAUCUAUCAUUCAGGCCACCAGUAACAUCCUCAAAGUUUCUGCCAGCACAGACCAGCAGGAAAUCAUUUCAGAAAAUGUGCUAAAUGCAGCAGACAACGUCCAGAGUGUGCUGCUAGCUGGUGCGAGCAUAGACCAAGAGCCCAUCAUUGUUAGCACCUCCGAAAUCAGUGUGUAUGUAAACAGAGUGUCACCAGUGGCACUUCAGAAACAGUCCUUAAGAAUUGGAUACAACAGCUCAGCCAGCUUUGUGCUUCCGUCUUUGGGUCCUAACGUGCUGCCUUUAGAAGAGCCAGUGGAUGUGCGGAUGCUGAGUUUUGCGAUAAACCCUUUCCCCUGGAGGGAAGGUGAGCCCAUAAAUGGAGCGGUAGCAUCUCUCUCCAUCACCCGAAAGAAUGGAUCAGUUAUCUCAGUAUCAAACCUCAGUGAGGAGAUCGAGAUUAUCUUACCAAGACCAGAGGCUGAAGUUAACAGUACAUUUCUGGACCUGGGGAACUACAGUACCUUGGUCAUUAAUGUGACCAAGCCAAACAUAUCUCUGGUUUUGAAAUUGCACCCCUCAGAAGAGAUACCUUUACAUUUACUCCUGGGGUUUGAACACUACCCAAACAACACUCACUACAAGACCACACUUCAGCUCCCUCAACCAGGAAAUUCAGCAGAAGAGAGGUAUGCAUGGGUUCUGGACCCCAGGGAUAUAGCACUAGAAGUUGGGGUUUACUAUCUUCUGGUGAGGCCUAUUGGCCAAGCAGGUGUAAACUCCUUGAAUGCCUCAGUGUACAUCACGUCGAUAGCUGCUCAGUGUAAGUACUGGGAUGAGACGGUAACCAACUGGAGUGACUCUGGCUGCAGGGUUGGACCUCGCACCACACCACUUCUUACUCAGUGCCUGUGUACACAUUUGACAUUUUUCGGGAGUUCCUUCUUUGUCAUGCCGAACCUAGUCGACGUGUCCCGCACUGCUGAACUUUUCGCCACGUUCGUCAGUAACCCUGUGGUGGUGUGUUUUGUGGGUGCCAUUUUCCUCCUCUACCUCAUAGUUGUGGUUUGGGCGCGAAGAAAGGACAUCCAAGACACAGCAAAGGUCAAAGUUACAGUGCUAGAGGACAAUGAUCCCUUGGCUGAAUAUCGCUACUUACUGACCAUCAGCACUGGGCAUCGUCGAGGAGCUUCUACAUCCUCUCAGGUUACAGCAACUCUACUAGGUUCUGAGGGAGAAAGCGAGCCCCAUCAUCUAACUGACUCAGACAAGCCGGUAUUUGACAGAGGAGGAACAGACAUGUUCCUCCUCACCACGCCUUUCUCACUUGGAGAGCUGCAGAGCAUCCGAUUAUGGCAUAAUAAUUCUGGGAAACAUCCUGCUUGGUAUGUUAAUAAGGCGAUGGUCCAGGACCUGGAGACAGGGCAGAAGUGGCAUUUCUUAUGUAGUUCAUGGCUGGCCAUUGAUGUAGGUGACUGCACCCUGGACAAAGUGUUUCCUGCAGCAACAGAGAUGGACUUAAAAAGAUUUAGUAAUCUGUUCUUUAUGAAAACCACAAAGGAUUUCCAAGAUGGUCAUAUUUGGUUUUCUGUGAUCAAUCGGCCCCCCAGCAGUAACUUCACUCGAGUGCAGCGUGUUUCAUGCUGCUUCUCUUUGUUGCUCUGCACCAUGCUGACCAGUAUGAUGUUUUGGGGGAUUCCCACUGACCCCUCUGAGCAGACCAUGGAUCUGGGUAAGAUCGAGUUCACUUGGCAGCAAGUGAUGAUUGGAAUCCAGAGCUCCAUUAUUAUGUUCCCCAUCAAUCUUCUUAUCGUGAGCAUCUUCAGAAACACCCGACCAAGGGAACGAAGGACAGAUCAAACUCCUAAACAGCCUAAGACUGAUUCUAUUAAGCAAGGAAAAACAGGACGGGUGUCACCAACCCAAACUCCUUCUCCACAAAGUGACCAUAGGGAGAUCACACCAGACGCUGUAGUCAAGGAUAUCAAAAAGAUAGCCCAAUCACUCUCCAAAGCUCUGAGAAGCCCCAUGCCAAGGAUAGACCCUGAGAAAAUGGAUAUCAACGCUCUCCUAUCACUAGUCGAAGAUAUUAUUUGUCAGCAGAACUGUAUAGGAGGCGAGUUUUACUCUGAUGCCUCCAAAAAGCAGUUUGCCAUCUCUCUGGGGGCUGUAAAUCUUCAUGAGAGGAGUCCUGAACAGAUGCCAAAACAGAAACACAGUAUCUACAGGCAGUAUCUCUACAAACAACUCCAGAAUGUGGAGAAAGAGCUGAGACUGCUGGGUCCUUCCCGGUUCUCUAAACCAGAGAGCUACAUUCAGGCAGUGCUGCAGGUUCAGGGCAUGAAAGGAUUGCUUGAGCCGUAUCUCUCCUCCAGCUCCAGUAGGGACCAGGUCUCCUCCGGCUCCAGUCUGGGGGAGGGCCGCAGAGGUGAUCAGAAGUGCUGCCAGAAAGGCUUGCCCUGGUGGUUUGUGUUUGUUGGCUGGAUUCUUGUUGCAGCCACUAGUGGAGUCUCAGCAUAUUUCACCAUGAUGUAUGGGCUGACGUAUGGAAUGGAUCGCUCUAUUAGCUGGCUCAUUUCUAUGACUGUGUCUUUUUUUGAGAGCCUCUUCAUUACCCAGCCUUUGAAGGUGCUGGGAUUUGCCGUCUUCUUUGCUCUAGUUUUAAAGACAGUUGAUCAAGAGGAAUGUGGAGAUGUUCCUAUUGAGGGGGCUCUAUCAAGUACAGAUAAUCCUGAUGGCAUAUGCAUUGCCAGGAGGGACAGCACAUGCAGUUUCUAUCAGCCUCCUCCACCCUCUGAUAUUGAGAAGAUGAGGAACAACAUGAUCAAAGAACAGAAAGUCUUUGCACUCAUCAGGGAGAUUCUCAUUUAUGUCGGCUUCCUCUGGAUGCUGCUCCUGGUGGCUUACGGUCAGAGAGAUCCAAAUGCUUACUACCUCACUCAACAUAUUCAGCAGCGCUUCGGGAACAGUAUUGCUGACAGCAUGAACUACAAAGAUGUGUUUACCUGGGCGAACACCACGCUCAUAAAUAGCGUUUUCGGACGACAACCAGGCUUUAUCACAGAUGGAAACUCGAAGCUUGUAGGUAGUGCUCGACUCCGGCAGGUGCGAGUGCACAAGGACUCCUGCAAGACCUCCAGCUUCAUGAGCCGCUCCAUUCAUGACUGCAAUGCUCCAUACUCUUGGGAGGUGGAGGACAUGGGGUCCUACGGUCCAGGCUGGAACAGAUCGGCAGAUGUAAACGCGUCUAAAAGUCUCCUCAUGCCAUGGCGGUACCAAACCCAGUCCAGACUCAGGGCGCAUCCUAUCUGGGGUGGGGUGGCUUUCUACAGAGGUGGGGGCUUUGUUGUGGACCUGGGGCCUAACAAACAAAAUGCAAGAAGUUUGCUUCAGUACCUUUUUGACAACACCUGGGUGGACAGAUACACUCGGGCUAUCUUUGUGGAGUUUACAGUGUAUAACGCUAAUGUCAACCUCUUCUGUAUUGUCACGCUGAUGUUUGAGACCACAGCAGUGGGAGCAUUCCAGUAUCGCAGUGAUCUACAAAGUGUUCGCCUUUAUCAGUCAACUGGUGGUUUUCAUAUUUUCAUGAUGGCCUCCGAGGCCAUCUAUUUUCUCUUCAUUCUUUAUUACAUGUUUCAGCAGGGCAAGCUUAUGAAGCAGCACAAGUGGGAAUAUUUCAGGAGCAAGUGGAAUGUUUUGGAGCUAGCCAUCAUUAUUUUAAGCUGGAGUGCAUUGUGUGUUUUCAUCAAGAGGACUCUGUUGGGCAACCGGGACAUUGAGUACUAUCGAAACCACAAAGACCAACAUGCUAGCUUCCAUGAAACCGCCACAGCAGAUGGAGUUCUUGGAUACCUAAUAGCUUUCCUGGUUCUGCUGGCUACGGUCAAACUGUGGCACCUGCUACGCCUCAACCCUAAACUGCAAAUGAUCAGCGCAACCUUGCGUCGGGCAUGGAACGACAUCUCUGGCUUCCUCAUCGUCAUGACGAUUAUGUUAUCGGCGUACUCCAUCGCUUGUAAUUUAAUGUACGGUUGGAAGCUUUAUUCAUACAACACUCUUCUACAUGCUGCCAAGACCAUCGUAAGCUUACAACUGGGGAUCUUCAACUAUGAGGAAGUUUUGCAGUACAAUCCUGUUCUGGGUGCAUUUGUCAUUGGUUCCUGCAUCAUCUUCAUGACAUUUGUGGUUCUGAACCUAUUUAUAUCCGUUAUCCUGGUGGCAUUUUCUGAAGAACAGUUACACCAUAAGCCGUCCGAAGAGGAAGAAAUCGUAGAUCUGAUGCUGAUGAAGAUAUGCAGUCUUUUGGGAAUCAAGGUCAAGAAGAACCAGUUACCUGAGGAACCGAAAGCAAGACCGUUUGCCAUAUCAUAAACGUACGAUUGGGAUCGAAACAUAAGAGUAGCACAUGAAGUGGAUUAUAGAAGCUUUUAUGUAAUGCUCUUUUUGUCUUUGG